CAAUAAAAGGAGUUCCAUUUUUCUAUCUUUCUCCACUCCAAAACCAGAAAGAAAAAACACACAUCAUGACGACAACAACGAAGAAGCCGCACGUUCUGGUCAUACCGUUUCCACAGUCCGGUCACAUGGUUCCACAUCUUGACCUCACUCAUCAGAUUCUUCUCCGUGGAGCCACCGUCACUGUCCUCGUCACACCCAAUAACUCUUCCUAUCUCGAUGCUCUCCGUUCACUUCACUCCCCGGAACACUUCAAAACCCUAAUCCUUCCUUUUCCUUCUCACCCUUGUAUACCUUCCGGUGUCGAAACUCUCCAGCAACUUCCUCUCGAAGCUAUUGUUCACAUGUUUGAUGCUCUCUCUCGUCUCCACGACCCUCUCGUUGACUAUCUCAGCCGUCAACCACCGUCGGAUCUCCCCGACGCUAUCCUUGGAAGCUCAUUUCUCAGCCCUUGGAUUAACAAAGUAGCUGAUGCUUUCUCUAUUAAGUCCAUUUCUUUCUUACCCAUCAAUGCUCAUUCGAUCUCCGUCAUGUGGGCUCAAGAAGAUAGAAGCUUCUUCGACGAUCUCGAGACUGCCACAACGGAAAGCUACGGGCUCGUCGUCAACACUUUCUACGAACUCGAGCCUCAGUUUGUAGAAACUGUUAAAACACGUUUCCUGACUCACCACCGUAUCUGGACCGUCGGACCGUUGCUCCCCUUUAAAGCCGGCGUUGACCGUGGCGGGCAAAGCUCAAUCCCGCCGGCGAAAGUCUCCGCUUGGUUAGAUUCGUGUCCUGAGGAUAACUCCGUCGUUUACAUCGGUUUUGGAAGCCAGAUCCGGCUCACGGCGGCGCAAACGGCUGCUUUAGCGGCGGCGUUGGAGAAAAGUGGUGUGCGUUUCAUAUGGGCGGUGAGGGACGCAGCUAAAAAGGUGAACUCCAACGAUAACUCCGGCGAGGAAGAUGUGAUUCCGGCGGGUUUUGAAGAGAGAGUGAAGGAGAAAGGACUUGUGAUAAGAGGAUGGGCCCCACAAACUAUGAUUCUUGAGCAUCGCGCCGUUGGAUCUUACCUAACUCAUUUGGGUUGGGGUUCGGUUCUAGAAGGAAUGGUCGGAGGAGUUCUGUUGCUUGCGUGGCCGAUGCAAGCAGACCACUUCUUCAACACGACGCUGGUCGUUGAUAAACUAAGAGCCGCAGUGCGAGUUGGAGAGAACAGAGACUCGGUUCCUGACUCGGACGAGCUCGCUAGAAUUUUGGCUGAGUCGGUGAGAGAGGACUUACCGGAGAGAGUUACGUUGAUGAAGCUGAGGGAGAAGGGCAUGGAGGCCAUUAAAGAAGGUGGGAGCUCGUACAAGAACUUGGAUGAGCUCGUCGCAGAGAUGUGUGCGUAAUAAAAUAUUCUCUCGUUUUUAAGAAAUGUUUGUUUUAAGAGAAACAAUAAGCAAAUGGGGUAAGACCUAUGUUGCUGUAUUUUCCUGUUAUUUUUUUCUUAAUUUUGUAUGAGAACGAUUAACUCGAUUAAGAGUUCGUUAGUCAAGUUUUUAGUAUGAAUUAUGGCAAUAAAUCCACAUUGGUUGA
Arabidopsis arenosa is the source of this 1557-nucleotide messenger RNA. NCBI's taxonomy places the organism in Eukaryota, Viridiplantae, Streptophyta, Magnoliopsida, Brassicales, Brassicaceae. The record is from the annotation of a GenBank genome assembly.